Microdochium trichocladiopsis is the source of this 4195-nucleotide messenger RNA. RefSeq lists its product as uncharacterized. Bases 418 to 3738 code for a protein of 1106 amino acids. The record is from RefSeq and is a predicted model, not a curated record. NCBI's taxonomy places the organism in Eukaryota, Fungi, Ascomycota, Sordariomycetes, Xylariales, Microdochiaceae. The transcript has 7 exons. Gene Ontology annotation, molecular function: protein binding.
GCAUUCGAAGCUUCGAAAGAGCACCCGGCAGGUCUGCCCUGCACACGAGCCAUUAUCCUCAGCACUGUACGCUGGGUACGCCCAAGGCGGGGUAUGUCCUCUCCGGAGUCCUGUCAGCCUUGUGGUGUUGGACCCCUGCCCUUCCGGGGUUCUGGACUCACCGGGGCUGAGCAACACAGCUGUUGGUUCAGCCUACGGCAUGGGCCGCCUUGCAGCUGUGAGCGAGGCUGCGGAUUUGAUCUGGGAGUUUCUUUCCAUUCUGCUCCCAGCAUACUCAUGGCGGCGAGACCUGAGAACCGUCACUUUAUCCUUUAUCAGCAUUUCUAGCGACACAGCUGCACCAUCGCCCAGGGUUUAGCCACGAGUUGGCUGGUCGCCUGGAAGACCCUGAUCUACCACCGGAGCGGUCUUGACACCAUGGAUAUUGUGUCUUUGGGCUCACGAACGACUGCAAGCAACGACCCCCAGAGGUCCCUCAAUGAUGCCCUGGCAUCGUUUCGAGGCAUCCUCACAGCCGAUCAGCUGGACGCUCUGAACCACGCCAAGCCAGAGCAGGAUGUCGACAAGGUCAUGAUCUUCACCGCCGAGCUGGACCAGAAAGCCAAAUCCAUGAAGGGUCGCAGCGUGGCUACCCGUCUUCACGCUGUGCUAGAGGCAGUCCAUCUCUUCUCAACGGUUGUGGAUACAUUUGUCUCGUCAAACCCGGAGAUCGCAGCGCUCGUGUGGGGCAGCAUCAAGAUGACCAUGCUGAUCAUGGUGAACUACACCUCGUAUUUCGAACCACUCUCGAAGCUGUUCAUGACCAUUAGUACACACUGCCCCCGAUUUAACGAGUACCAGGCGCUCUUUCCCAUUUCAAUUCGUCUCCAGAAGGCGCUUUGCGACUUCCAUGCAGCGAUUGUUCGGUGCCGCCAGCACCUGGUAGAGUUCAUGAAGAGAACAUGGUCACAACAGCUCCUCAACGCGGUGUUCCAGUCAUUCGAACAGGAGUUCAAACCAGACAUAGAUGGAAUCGCGAGGCUCGCCAAGGAGGUGAAAGAAGAAAUCAACCUAGCCACAACGCUUGCUCAGCAUCAAGAACAACAAUGCCAGGGUCAGGAACGCAAGGCAGCCCAGUUGAGCAGGUACUUUCUGCAAAGAUAUAUACCAAAACUGGACCAGGAUCUGCAAUUCGUCAAGAUACGACAAUCAAAACAAGAGAGAAUACGACUUCUUGAGCAACUAUGUUCAUACAACCAUCUUCCUCUAUUUAAGGAUACUUGCAAGAAACGUCGCAAUGGCACUGCAGACUGGUUACUUUCGACGACAGAAUUUACACGUUGGUGCAACGGGACAGGCUCAGCUGUCUUGUGCUGCUACGGCAAAAUCGGUUCAGGCAAGACCGUGCUAUGCACGAAUGUGAUAAACAACCUAUACCUCCACAUGCAACCCCGAACAAUAGUCGCGUUCUUCCUGGCUCACUACGAUAAUGCCGAAUCUCUUCUUGCGGAUACAAUGAUUCGAUCCAUCUUGAAACAGUCCUUGGUAGCCAUCAAGGGGCCAAAUUCGCACAUGAAUAGAUUGGCCGAGCUCUUGAACAAACCAUACGUGCCGCUUCGUGAGUGGACUGUACUUCUGCAACAGCUCAUUAUCACCAUGAACAACUUUUACAUUGUCGUCGAUGGUCUUAAUGAAUGCACCUCAACAGAACGCAGGCUGCUUAUGGAUGAGCUUUCGCUCAUUUCAGAAGCCGCACCCAGCUUACGAUUAUUCUUCAGCGGCCGCGACAGUAUACUGAUUGAUGUGGAGCAAAAGUUCGGACAUAUUUCCAAGAUCUCGACAGUAUCAGAGGGCUUGCGCACAGAUAUAAGUCUGUUCAUCGAAUCAGUGCUCGAGGAAUGCUUCGAGAACGGAGAUUUGGUGGUUGAAGAUGCCGCGCUGAAAGAACUCAUCGUCACGACCUUGAAUGAUCGUGCCGAUGGCAUGUUUCUUUUGGUUGUCUUUUUGAUGCAAGAGCUCUGCAUCGCGAGUUACAAGGGUAUGAUAAGGGAAACGCUCGCCACACUGCCGAAAAGCCUUGAGCAGGUUUACACAGUCGUGCUUGAGCGUAUUCUUGCCGAUAACAACAUGGUUGAAGCCGUCGAAACUGCUUUUCGCUGGGUGGUCGCAGUCGCAAGGCCUUUGACUCUCGCAGAACUACAGGAAACUAUUCCUAUCGAAAUCAAUCAGCCAUACUCAAUGGCCGAGAAACAAAUCCCGAACUUCGAAAGGAUUGUUCUGUGGAGCGGCAACUUGUUGCAGUGCAGCGAAGAAGAACCGCGAUUGAUCCGAUUUGCGCACCCAACAAUCCGCGAGUUUCUCACGAACGGCUCCCUGCCACCGCAUCUCGGUCGCUUCAGGGUCGACACAGACUUGGCUGAUCACUUUGUUGGCGAGAUCUGCAUGACGUAUCUAGACUUCAACGACUUCAAAACCGAGGUUGCACGUGCAGAACGACCAACUACUGUUACAAUACAGCCUCUUGCUUUGGCCAGCACUGCUCUUGGGAAUCAAUCCGCCACAACCAGACUCGCAAAUACGUAUACGUGGCUCUUGACCUCCACAGGUUGGGUCACUGAAGGGACCUUUGACAUCGAGACCAAUUAUGCCUCCACUCAGCCUUAUGAACGCGAUAAAAGCCACCCAUUUCUCCAAUAUGCCAGAAUAUACUGGAUCGUGCAUACGAAGCACUUCGAUGCAAACAAAUCAAAGACUUGGCCACUACUUCGGCUAGUUGCUAAGGAGGGCCACAAUCUCAUCAUAUGGCCAGGUCAAGAACGACCCGAAAGCCCUGGUGCUAACUUGCGCGAAUGGCUGGAGCAUAAUGAUCACUAUGCCUUGUUUUUGGUGGGUAUUCAGGACUGGUUGCUGCUGAAAAGGCAAUGUCAGUUUCAUCAUUGUGCUUGCUUCCUGCUAAACCACAGAGCGAGUACGGAUUUGGAUCUCAUUGAACAACACCUUAGAGGCCGUAGUCCGGCUCAGAUUGAGACCUUCUUAUCGGCAGCGAGGCUUGCAGGGCUUGAUAUGUACGACUUGUUUGGGAUUCUCUUGGAGGCUGUCAGGUUCUCUGACCUCGCUGUCGUGCUAUCGCCAGCGAAGGGGUGCUCAAAUUCCAUGCCCCGAUCGAUGCAAGUCCAUCGCCUGGAAUUCGCGCUAGUUGCAGCGAGCGAACUUGGCCUUCUUGAUGUUGUGAAGUGGCUUUUGAAGAGGGAGGUGACUGUCCGCAAUGACCUCAAGAUCGAUGAAAAGAGGACCGCGCUCGGACGAGCUGCAAGGAAAGGCCACUGCGAUGUUGUUCGCGAACUGCUUGACCAUGCAGCCGAUGUCGAUAUCACAGACAGCCAAGGGUUUACUCCACUCCAUGAAGCUGCCAGGAAUGGGCAUGCCGAGGUUGUGAAGAUCCUGCUGUCUGCUCGCGCCAAUACUGAAUGUCGCGUCACGAUGUCCUUCAACGAUCAUACGCCUAGGGCAUGGACAGCGCUCGAGUUGGCAGCCAGAGGCCAUUUCUAUGUCAUCGUUGACCUGCUGUAUGACCGACGAGUUCAGAAAGAGCAAAUCUGGCCACAAUUGCAAGAAGACCUCACCUCUGGGAUAAUCGCGGAGGAUCUUUCCAUGCAAAACAGGCACGCGGACGUGGCGGCCAUUCAUCGACUGCGAAAAGUCCUUGGCUUUCCCUCAUUUCCAACAACGAAUCUUUCUGGAAACGAUUACUGGAGAUGAUGGCGUGGACAAUUGGGAUGGUGCUCGGCUCUGCCACCUCUGCUUCGAAGAUAUGCCUGAUGGCGUGACCAGUGGCACAAAAUCUGGGCAUUGAGCCUCUAUCUGCGCUUUUUGGUUCCAAUGGACGAUGGAUGGUAGGUCAGCAAGGACAGGCAAAACGUCUCACGACACAUUCCGGGAUGCGCGAUGGUAGAGACUUUGCGAAUGACCAGCGGCCUGGUACAAGUCACACAUGUCCGUCUCGAACUAUGGGUUUUCAGGUGUUAUUAUUUCCCAUGAUAAACACUCGUCGUCUCGUCUCAAGGGCGUGCGCCACUCGAAUGGCAAAAAACCAGACCGUGACGAUCUGAUGUUCACCCUCUUCCAAUAGCAAGGCUUUGCUCGUGGUAACAAAUCCAUACAAUCAUGGAUAUACUCGCUGGCGCCUCGAGAUGUUACGAACCUUUUCACCCAUAUG